GUUUAAAUUUGAUUUUUCGAGGAGCGCCUGAAUUCUCAAGUUGUUGAAUUGAUUCGUAUUGUUUGUUUUAAUUAAAUUCCACCCUCACCGUGCUGCUGUUGACGCUUUACAUUUCAAAGAAAACUUUCCCUGUACAGUACCUCUCGAUGGAAACGAUGGAAGAGUUUGACCGAGAGUGCCCCAUGAUCAAGACGUUUUGCCAGCUGCUUUCGCAGGACGAGUUUGAGGAGCAAGCCCUGUCCUACACCGAGCGGGCCCUGCUGGACCUGUUUCGCACCAUGGACCAGAACCCCGAGCUGUACGAGCGGGUGAUCCGGAAGAGGAAACAGGGCGAGCUCGAGAAGGCCAGCGUCGGCUCCUGUUUAAAGGCAAAGUUCUUCACCGCAGUGGAGGGCCAGAUGAACCGCUGCAACGCUGUGGGGGCUGCUGAGCUGAGACAAAGGGUGGGGCAUCUCAAGGAGGAGAUGAAGAAGGUGCAGGCCUACGCUCAAGAAGCGAAAUGUGCAGCGAAGAGAACCUCAAAGCGUUUGGCUGAAAGGAGACAGAAAACCCCAGAUGAAUGUGAUGGAGACGAGCAAGCCCCGCCCCUCUGCGUGGGGCCUCCCCCCUCAGCCCCGCCCCCUCCUCCACCUCUACCCCCCAGCACUGCGCUGCCUGAAGCACAGACUCCGCUGAAGGACAGGACCAAUCACAGGAAGAGCCAGUUUCAGAUGGUUGCAACCCCUGAUCUGUUGAACAGUUAUGGACUCUCGAGACUGAACCGACGUUGCAGCAGCUCAGUGGACCUGACGGCUCUCUCAGAAUCUGAACCCGAGAGUUCUUCCAAUCCACACCACAACAUCCAGUACGAGCUGCUGGCCAGCAUCCCCCUGAAGAGACUCCGUGCCACCGGGAUUGUGAGAUCCCCAGGAGGCACUCCAUUGAAUACCCCCAGAAAGAGCCAGCCGAAGAGCGGAGAGGAGAGUUCCCCAGCCUCCGCGUUCAACACCGCGCUGAUCACCAAGUUCCGCAACGCUCUGAGUCCGCCGGGAACGUCUUCACUCGACUCUCCAGAGCGCAGCGACAGCGACGCAGACAGCUCGGGGUUCGCCACGCCCCACGGGACUCCGUGACGAGCCCCCGGGGAGUUUCUGUCUGCAUCUUAAACCUUGUUUUAACAGAUGCUUUAUUACUUCAGUCAAUCCAUAUUCUUUCUGAUCCUGUGCUAAAGCAGUUUCUUCUCAGUAACUUCAAUUGCACUCAAUCACUGAUUGUUUGAUAAGGUAAAACUUACUUUCACCCCCAAGUCCAGCAGGCAGACGUUUUGCCUGUUAAACUUCGCACUAUUACUCAGUGCACUGUUGUCUUUUUCACUGUUCUUUAAAGAGUUUGAUCACAACUCUCUUGUAACUUUUUACAGUUCCCAAAAGAUUUUGGGAGUGUUUUAUGCAAUGAUGAAUGAAUUUUUACCAAAGCACCUGUUUUAUCACCAGAUACUGUACCAAAAAGCAUGCUUUUCAAACCAAGUAUUCUAAGGGAGUUGUUUGAAAGGUGUGACUGUAUAUCAUUAAGCAUGUGUGAAGAAUCUGCUGCUGUGCCAUUGAUGUGUCCUUUAUGAUUGUGUGCUUUCAGCUGUUAACCGAAGGCUCAGAAUCUAGAGCCAGGCUGCCUCAUUUCACAGUAGACUGAGCCGCAGGAGAGAUGAUUAAAAUGAAGAUCUGAUCAAUAAACACAAGCGGUUCAACACUGUGUAAUGAUACAAAAAGACAAUCAUUCAACAUUAGGUAAAUGAAAUCGUCUCGGUACCUUGCACAAUGCUCAGCAUUUCAAUCAUUCAGCUUAUUCAGCCAUGUUGACAGUAAAUUGUAAAAGUCCUACAUUCUCCUGUCUGAGGGAUCUUCACAAAUGCAUGUUUUCAAUAUUUCACUAAAGUGAGAAAGUGAGAUAACGAGGAAGCACUGAACUGAAUCUAAAAUCAUAACAAUAUGACAGUUCCCAAGAAUGCGGAGUGGAGUUCUGUUUCCUCACAGCCUUCAGUGCAGACAGUCGAGAUCUGAGCCUGCAGGCUUCUCUGCAGCUACAGUACGAUACAUAUCGUACAAUACUGUAUGCAUUACAAUUCAAUUCACUAUGACUCUAUAUUCUCAUUCUUUGUCUAUACCAAAUGUAUUAAUGAAAAGUUUCUUUGUAUUAAAAUGCAACUUGUUUUUACAAUCUGCAUGUACUGAUCUUUCUUUAUGAAGCAAG
Molecule: messenger RNA, 2226 nt
Organism: Acipenser ruthenus (sterlet)
Lineage: Eukaryota; Metazoa; Chordata; Actinopteri; Acipenseriformes; Acipenseridae
Exons: 7
Coding region: 147-1112 (321 amino acids)
Source: RefSeq, a predicted model, not a curated record